Messenger RNA from Asparagus officinalis (garden asparagus), 2328 nucleotides. Its product is annotated as NADP-dependent malic enzyme. The record is from RefSeq and is a predicted model, not a curated record. Gene Ontology annotation, biological process: pyruvate metabolic process; malate metabolic process. Lineage: Eukaryota; Viridiplantae; Streptophyta; Magnoliopsida; Asparagales; Asparagaceae. Gene Ontology annotation, cellular component: chloroplast. Gene Ontology annotation, molecular function: NAD binding; malate dehydrogenase (decarboxylating) (NAD+) activity; malate dehydrogenase (decarboxylating) (NADP+) activity. The transcript is spliced from 20 exons. Bases 115 to 2064 code for a protein of 649 amino acids.
UCCUCUCUCGCUCUCCCUCUCGUUCUCGCUCUCACUGUACUCAACGAUUGCGAGCUGCGAGCGGGCGACUCGACAAUUAUCUAGAGAUAGAAAGCAACCUACCGCGUCGUCGCUAUGCUCUCCCUCAAAGCCGCCACUUUUCUGAAUUGCGAGGAAAAGAACGAAUUCUUCUCUUUGCAGCGAAGGCGGUGGCCGGCGGCGGUGGGAUCGGCGACGAUUAAUUGCUGUUGCGCGGCGGAGCGGCAGAGGAAGGAGGAGAGGUUGAUCAGUUCGAGGGGAGUGACGAUGGAGAGCAUGAUGAAGGAGAGGCGAGGGGAUAACGCCUCGGUUCUCGAUCUCGAUUCCAAAUCGACGGUCGGCGGCGGAGUCGAGGAUGCUUAUGGAGAGGAUCGGGCUACUGAGGAGCAGGUUGUAACUCCGUGGACGAUUUCAGUUGCUAGUGGUUACUCAUUGUUGAGGGAUCCACACCAUAACAAAGGACUUGCCUUUACUGAGAAAGAAAGAGAUGCCCAUUAUUUGAGAGGACUCUUGCCACCCGUGUGUAUCACUCAAGAGCUUCAGGAAAAGAAGAUCAUGAAUAGUCUUCGCCAGUAUCAGGUGCCCCUUCAACGAUAUGUGGCAUUGAUGGAUCUUCAGGAGAGAAAUGAGAGACUUUUCUACAAGCUUCUAAUAGAUAAUGUUGAAGAGUUGCUUCCAGUUGUUUACACACCUACAGUUGGCGAGGCUUGCCAGAAGUAUGGUUGCAUCUUUAGGCGGCCACAAGGUCUUUAUAUCAGCUUGAAGGAGAAGGGAAAGAUUCUUGAGGUGUUGAAGAAUUGGCCUGAGAGGAGCAUUCAGGUUAUCGUGGUUACUGAUGGUGAGCGCAUUUUGGGGCUUGGAGAUCUCGGCUGUCAGGGUAUGGGAAUUCCUGUUGGCAAGCUUUCUUUGUACACAGCGCUUGGAGGGAUUCGUCCAUCUGCUUGCUUACCCAUCACAAUUGAUGUGGGCACGAACAAUGAGCAAUUGCUGAAUGAUGAGUUCUAUAUUGGGUUGCGGCAAAAGCGUGCUACUGGUCAGGAAUAUGCUGAAUUACUACAUGAAUUCAUGACUGCUGUCAAACAGAACUAUGGGGAGAAAGUCCUUAUUCAGUUUGAGGAUUUUGCAAACCAUAAUGCAUUUGAAUUGCUUGCAAAAUAUAGCACAAGUUAUCUUGUCUUUAAUGAUGAUAUUCAGGGAACAGCUUCUGUUGUCCUUGCUGGGCUUGUUGCAGCACUAAAGUUGGUUGGUGGAACAUUAGCGGAACACACUUUCUUGUUUCUUGGUGCUGGCGAGGCUGGUACUGGCAUUGCAGAACUUAUAGCUCUUGAAAUGUCAAAACAGACAAAAGCUCCAGUGACUGAGACUCGCAAGAAGAUUUGGCUUGUAGAUUCUAAGGGCUUAAUUGUGAACUCACGCAAGGAGUCACUACAACACUUCAAGAAACCCUGGGCGCAUGAUCAUGAACCCGUCAAAACUCUCUUAGAUGCUGUAAAGGCUAUCAAGCCGACGGUUUUGAUAGGAACAUCUGGAGUGGGGGGAACUUUCACAAAGGAGGUGGUUGAGGCCAUGGCCUCUUUCAAUGAGAAGCCAAUCAUUCUUGCCUUAUCAAAUCCAACAUCACAGUCUGAGUGCACUGCCGAGGAAGCAUACACAUGGACUAAGGGCCGGGCCAUUUUCGCCAGUGGGAGUCCAUUUGAUCCAGUUGAAUACAAUGGCAAAGUUUUUGUGCCAGGCCAGUCAAACAAUGCAUACAUUUUCCCCGGAUUUGGUCUUGGUCUGAUUAUCUCAGGAGCGAUACGUGUGCACGAUGACAUGCUUUUAGCAGCUUCCGAAGCUUUGGCCUCACAGGUCACAGAGGAGAAUUUCAAGAAUCGGCUGAUAUAUCCACCCUUCACCAAUAUCAGAAAGAUUUCAGCCCAGAUAGCUGCUAAAGUAGCUGCCAAGGCAUAUGAGCUCGGUGUUGCUACUCGUCUCCCUCGUCCAGAAAACCUCGUGAAAUAUGCAGAGAGCUGCAUGUACACUCCAGUAUACCGCACUUACAGGUAAGUUACACAAGGGAGGAGCAUCCACGACCCUGCUGUAGCAUGAUUACAAAUAUUGUGGUCUGUAGCUCUAGAGUUCACGUACAAGUUUAAGUUUGUUUACUUUGUCAUAUUAAACUUUUCCCCUCUUUCCAAAAAUAAGCAGUAUGUGCCUUGGAUAUGUUUGCUUGUACAUCAAUGUGAUCUUGUAUUAUAUUGUUGGAGCAUUUAUUUUUGAACUCAAAUUUAUGUGAGCAAAUACGGAGAAAAGCAUCAGGUGUGUUUUCAA